CAGAUUUCCCUCAUCGUCUUCAUCAUCAGUCUUCGCCUUGCCCAGUGCUCAACUCUUGUCUUUCUCUGGAUCCGCAGUUUGGAAAUGCAUUCUUCAGCCAUCUCGAGACUAACCAACCUCCACCGCCACCUGCAGCCCGCCGACUCUAAGCUUCCCGAGAGUGACGAUGCCAGUGGACUGAUGAAGAUAUCUCCGGAGGUGGCUGAGGCUUUGUCGAGUGGGAAACCAGUUGUUGCCCUGGAGUCCACCGUCAUUUCUCACGGAAUGCCUUAUCCUCAGAAUCUCGAGACUGCUAAGCAGUUGGAGGCAAUUGUCAGGGUAAAUGGAGCUAUUCCUGCAACAAUAGCCAUCUUAGAUGGUGUACCAUGCAUAGGCCUGAGCUUGGAAGACCUACAAAAGCUUGCUAAUCUUGGAAGUAGAGCUCAAAAGACGGCUCGUAGGGAUAUUGCGCAUGUGGUGUCUAUUAGAGGAAAUGGUGCGACAACAGUUUCUGCUACCAUGUUUUUCGCAUCCAAGGUUGGCAUUCCUAUUUUCGUUACUGGAGGAAUUGGAGGAGUGCAUCGACAUGGCGAGAAUACACUGGACACUUCAUCUGACCUUACAGAGCUUGGAAGGACUCCAGUAGCAGUUGUCUCUGCUGGUGUAAAAUCUAUUCUGGACAUUCCUAGGACCCUUGAAUACUUGGAAACCCAGGGUGUUUGUGUUGCUACAUAUGCUACUAAUGAGUUUCCAGCUUUCUUCACAGAGAGGAGUGGUUGCCGGGUGCCUUGUCGUGUAGACACACCCGAAGAUUGUGCUCGACUUAUAGAUGCUAAUAUGAAGCUCCGGCUAGGAAGUGGAAUCCUUUUUGCCGUACCGAUUCCCAAAGAACACUCAGCUUCUGGUCAAUUAAUUGAGGAUGCGAUCGAGAGAGCCAUUGGAGAAGCUAGGGCUAAGAAUAUAACGGGAAAUGCGGAAACCCCGUUCCUGCUAUCUAGAGUCAAUGAACUUACAGGAGGCACCUCGCUCGCGUCCAAUAUUGCGUUAUUAAAGAACAAUGCUCAAGUUGGGGCUAAGAUUGCAGCAGCCCUUGCUCAACUCAGAGGACAUCAAAAUAGUGGUGAGUAAUGCGAAAGCAUAUCACUGUCCGGUAACCAUUGGUAGCAUUUGACAGAGGAAAGAAAAAUAGAAUGAAUUCAGCACAAGGACUCACAGUCUGUCCAUCUGAUCGAAGAUACUUAGAAUCCUGCAAUUAAAUGUUGCAAGAUACAAAGAAUCAUGGUUCAAUUUGAUUCAUGGAUGUUGGCAAAUUGUCUAUAUGGUUCAUUAUGGACUAUGGAGAAGGACGGAAGGUGUAAGACAUAAUCAGGCUGCCUGAACUGAUUCGGUACA
Molecule: messenger RNA, 1371 nt
Organism: Syzygium oleosum
Lineage: Eukaryota; Viridiplantae; Streptophyta; Magnoliopsida; Myrtales; Myrtaceae
Product: pseudouridine-5'-phosphate glycosidase
Exons: 12
Coding region: 85-1107 (340 amino acids)
Molecular function (GO): pseudouridylate synthase activity
Source: RefSeq, a predicted model, not a curated record